Messenger RNA from Budorcas taxicolor (takin), 617 nucleotides. It is a transcript of the gene TWIST2, whose product is annotated as twist family bHLH transcription factor 2. Bases 1 to 483 code for a protein of 160 amino acids. The record is from RefSeq and is a predicted model, not a curated record. The transcript is spliced from 2 exons. Gene Ontology annotation, molecular function: DNA-binding transcription factor activity, RNA polymerase II-specific; protein dimerization activity; RNA polymerase II transcription regulatory region sequence-specific DNA binding. Lineage: Eukaryota; Metazoa; Chordata; Mammalia; Artiodactyla; Bovidae. Gene Ontology annotation, biological process: regulation of transcription by RNA polymerase II; developmental process.
AUGGAGGAGGGCUCCAGCUCGCCCGUGUCCCCCGUGGACAGCCUGGGUACCAGUGAGGAGGAGCUCGAGCGGCAGCCCAAGCGCUUCGGCCGGAAACGGCGCUACAGCAAGAAGUCUAGCGAAGAUGGCAGCCCGACCCCCGGCAAGCGCGGCAAGAAGGGCAGCCCGAGCGCGCAGUCCUUCGAGGAGCUGCAGAGCCAGCGCAUCCUGGCCAACGUGCGCGAGCGCCAGCGCACCCAGUCGCUCAACGAGGCCUUCGCCGCGCUGCGCAAGAUCAUCCCCACGCUGCCCUCGGACAAGCUCAGCAAGAUCCAGACGCUCAAGCUGGCCGCCAGGUACAUAGACUUCCUCUACCAGGUCCUGCAGAGCGACGAGAUGGACAAUAAGAUGACCAGCUGCAGCUACGUGGCCCAUGAGCGCCUCAGCUACGCCUUCUCCGUGUGGCGCAUGGAGGGCGCGUGGUCCAUGUCCGCCUCCCACUAGCGCCGCGCCACCCACGUCCGGACCGGCGCGCCAGGACUCUUGCGGGGCUGAGUACAACUGGCAUCGGGGAACGUCCGAGUCUGCAGCGUCUGAAACCCAGCGACCUCCAGGAAGCCCCCCCACCGCAUCACCUC